This is a messenger RNA of Theileria equi strain WA, 1131 nucleotides long. RefSeq lists its product as hypothetical. The coding region runs from base 1 to 1131 and encodes 376 amino acids. Gene Ontology annotation, molecular function: phosphatidylinositol transfer activity. The record is from RefSeq and is a predicted model, not a curated record. NCBI's taxonomy places the organism in Eukaryota, Apicomplexa, Aconoidasida, Piroplasmida, Theileriidae. The transcript has 2 exons.
AUGGAUUUUUUCAAGAGUUUUAAAACCAAGCGUGAUUCCAACGCUGAUAAUUACAAAAGAGGCACCGUUGACACUGAUAAAUCAUCAGCUACUAACAUUGAAUUUAACUAUGAGUCUAUUUGUCCAUAUGUUGAUCAUGGCCCGUUUUUAACCGAUGGAUUCCAUGAAAGUACCUUUGAAUUGAAAGAUUUCCUUAAAAAAUGGAAUAAACACUACUCUAAAGGACUAAAAGAUGAUGAAGAAUUAAUCAUAUCGCAAAUAAGCGGCAUUAACGGAAUGAAGAAGUUAUUAAGUUCUCUUCCACAUAUUACAGAUGCUGCAGUUCCGAAAAAAUCUAAAUGGUCCAAGCUAUCUAAUGUAGAACCUGCAAAGGAUAUUACCAUCAAUGAAUUGUAUUGGUGUACGGAUAUAGUCCUAUUCAGGUACCUUAGAAGCUAUGAUUACAAGGUAGAAAGUGCAUUCAAAAUGUUAUUAAAAACACUAACAUGGCGUAGAAUGAGAACUCCAUCGGAUAUUACACCUGAUACAGUCAAACCAAGUCUUGUUAAUGGAAUGCUCUACAGAAAGGGUUAUGAUUUUAGAGGUUCACCUCUUAUUUAUUUCAGACCGUAUAACGAAACUCCUGUUGAUCCAGAAAUUCAUAUUCUUGGGAUUUAUUACACAAUAGAGAGAGCCACUCAGACAAUUCGGUUAUCUGAGGGAAAUGAUAAAGUUUAUGCAAUUAUAGAUCUAAAGGAUUGGUCUUUGUCCAGAAUACCAUCCAUGGAAUUAUUGAUUGAAACUGUCCGGGCCUUAUCUGAUCAUUAUUCUGAUGUGUUGGAUGAAGUUAUUAUUGUAGACUCACCGAUGUUUAUAAAUACGGUGUUACAAAUGGUAAAAUGUGUUUUACAUCAAUCAACAUCGAACAAGAUUUUGUUGAAGCAGAGAGGGGACUCAUUGAAUCAGUAUCUAAGACAGAGAAUUCCACUGCCCUUCCUUGAAGAAACAUUAGGUGGUAACUGUCAUUUACGAUUCAACGCUGAUAUAUAUUGGGAUGUUGAGCAAUCGCAGUUUAAGGAAUAUCAAGAUAGACGCAAAAAAUGGAUCGAUUCUAACAGAGCUAGUUUUUUUGAGGGGAAAGAAACCCUAUAG